UGUCACAGAUUUAGUCGAAAAACAAAAAUCAAAAUUUUACUUUUCUUUUGUCGAAUCGUUUUGAUGUUUUUUUGAAUUCAAAUGUUUUGCAAUCGGAUUUUUCGCUAUCUUUUACUGUUGCUGGUGUUAUCAUCAUGGAAUCUGAUCAAUGGCCAGGCUCCAUAUGAAUAUUCUUAUGAUGAAUCAACCGUUGAUUCAAGCAAUGAUUUAAUUAAUCCAUUCAUACAAACAUCAUUGGAAAAUGUACAAUUAUUUAAAACAAAAGUUUUUAAAUUGAUUGAAGCACAAAAUCAAUAUUUUGAAUUAAUACAACAAAAACGACCGGUUGUUGGUGAUUAUGAAUAUGUUAAAUUUGAUGUACUUUUACCUGAUCACGAAUAUCGUUUACAAUUGAUGGAUAAUCAACGUUUGAUUUCGGUACCGGAACCAAAUUUACCUGUCAACAAUAGUCAAUUGUUAAUAUCGAUAGAUUCCCGUACACAGCAAUUAAAUGUUUGGCAAUUUGUAUCGGAUUCAAUGGUCAUUUUCAUUGAUAAAUAUCGUAUUGGACAAACAGCCAUGUUUGUUGUCGGUGGUGGUGGUGGUGGUGAUCAUCUUGAUGAUCAUCAAUGUAUCAAACUAAAAUCAUUUAUAAUUCGUACUGGACGACAAAAAUAUCGUCUGAAAGUUGUUGCUCUAUUCCGGCAUAAAAAUCAACCAUUUUCCAUUGGUUUGGGUGAUUUUCUUUUGGUUCUUUCGUUGAAUUUUAUCGUACAACAACCAUCAUCAUCGUCAUGGGCAAACAAUAUCGUUUUGCAAACAAACUUUAUCGAAGAACAAGUAAUCAAAUUCGAACGUAUACCGGAUUUUGAUAUUUUGUAUUAUUCACGUUCGCAAAUCUAUCUUAGUUUAAUACAAUCAUCCGAAGAUUCUAAUUAUAAAUUUGAAUUAAGUGUUUAUCAUUUGAUAAAUGAUAAAAUUUUCGAUAAAAUUGCAUGGCAAAUAUCGGAUUAUAUUUUGAAUGCAAAUCAUGUAAAAUUGGCUACAAUGGAUCAAUCGAUUUAUCUAAUCUGUUCGUAUAAUCAUCAGAUGUCCAGAUCAUCAAGAUCAUCGAUUGACAUCGACCAUCGUCAUAAUGAUAAUUUUCUGAAUGUUUUCAAAUUAAUUGAACAUGUUGAUCAUCACCAUAAAGAUGAUGAUCAUUAUGGAUCAUAUCGUUUACAAUUUAUAUCUUCGGUAAAUAACCAAACCCGAUUUGAUAAUGAACCACAAUCUAUACAUCAUCUAACGGGUAAUAAUGAUUUUAUAUUCCUUGUAAAAUUGAAUGAUAUUGAUGUUUAUUGGUGGGAUGGUAAUUCAUUACUUUAUUAUGAUACAAUUGUUGAUGAUUAUGGUCACCAAUAUGCAAAUCAUAAAUGGAUACGAUCAUUUGCAUUAGCAAAACUUCUGGAUCAACCACCAUUAAUAAUGUCUACGAAUGGAAAAUCAUUAAAUCUUUAUUAUAAAAUUUAUUCAAAAUUUAUACAUAAUCAGCUGGAUUUAUUGAUUGAUUGGAAUCAGAAUUACCUUGAUCAGAUAGAAAUUUUUACAUCGAAUCGUCAAUAUUUUGUUUGGUUAAAAUUUGUUACCGAUAACAAUGACGAUGAUCAACCAAAAUAUUAUUGUCAAUUUGCCCGAGUAAAAUCACGUCAACCCGAAUCAAAUGAACAGAUUUAUAACCUUGAUACAUGUUUAAUGGAUUUACGUGAACGUAUUGAUCGUGGCUUGCAAACCGUACAAACAUUGAAACAAAAAUCUGAAAAUUUAUUAGUAAUUUCAUCCGAACAACCAUAUAUUGAUGUUGAUGUUGAUAUUGAUACAAUGGAAAUUAAUCAUUUGAUUCCAGAACAAGUUUCACUACGAAUACCUAAAGGUAAAAUAACUAAAAGUGAUCGUGUUGUUAUAUUUUUAGACAGUAUUGAUGCACGUAUUGAUCAUCUGGAAAAUCGUAUUAAUCAAACUGUUAUGCUAAAAUCAUCGGAUCAAUCAAUAUCAUCACCGAUUGAAUUUUAUUAUCCAAUUCGAACAGAAUCAUUACAGAUAUCAUCAGUAGAAUCACAUUUCUAUCUAAAUGAUAUAAAUUUUGAUUUAUAUUCAAAUGGAUCAUUAACCAUUGAUGGUGAUCAGGUGAUUGAAAUUCCAUUUCGUUUUACAAAUGGUUUACAAAUCGAUCGUUUAAAUGUUCAACAAAUCAAUGGAAUACCAAUGAAAUGGGCAAUGUUAACAACCAUUGAUUCUUCAACACAAUUCAUAGCUUCGAAUGUUCGUCAUCAUUAUUAUUCAAUGGAAUUAUUUAAUGGAACUACAGCCACUCGGAUUAAUGAUGUACGUUUGAUUGAUCUUUAUCAAGAUCGAUCAUAUGCAAUACAAUUAAUACGUGGACGGAAAACAUUUGCCAACAUGACGGUCCAGCAGAUUGUUGUUGAUACCAAUGUAAACAAUAGGAAUUUUCAUAAUUUUUUAUCGAAAAUUUUAUGGUUAGAAAAUCCAGAAAUUACCGUGCAGCAAUUACAAGGUGAUGGUUGGAUUUUUAGUGGUGAAAAAUUGUUGGUAAAAAAUCUUACGAUUUUGAAUCAAAUUAAUGAAAAGAUUAAUUUUGAAGAUUUUGUCAACAAUACCGGUCGGUUGAACAAUCUAGAAAUGUUGACGAUAAAAACACCAUUAACAUUUCAGAAUCCAAUCCAUUUAAAUGGCAAUUUGAUUGUCAAAGGUCAAAUAAAUGGAUUAAAUCUUAAUGAAGAUAUUUUGCUUACAAAAGGUGAUCAAGAUUUUACCCGAAAACAUUUUGAUCACAGACCUUUAAUGUUUCAAUCAUCAACAUCGACAAAAUUUCAAAAUUUAACCAUUGAAUUAUUGAAUAAUCGUUUUCGUCCGGAACAAUUUUUGUUGCGUCGAAGACCAUCACCAACAUCGAUGGCUAAUAAAGUUUAUUUACGUCGAAAAUAUUUCAAUAAUGAUCUAUACGUACAAGGUUAUGUUAAUGUACAACCAAAUUCAUUAACAAAUAAUGUUGAUUUAUCGGAUAUUUAUUUUAAAUUGGAUACAAUGGUAUCGAUGAGUACACCGGUCAUAGCUAAACAGAUUGUUAUCGGCCAGGCAAUGUUUACAAAUUAUUUUAAUCAAUUUGAUUGGCUUUAUGUACGACAGAAAUUAUCGAAUGUUCUGUUACGAAACAAACCGCAAACAUUUUCAAUUCCAUUAACAUAUAAUGGACCAUUGAGUGUUUCAAAUUUAACAUUUAAUUAUUAUGGUGGGAAUAAUCAUUUAAGAUUUCCUGAAGAUUUUAUCAAUCAAAAUGAUAAUACUAGUGAUAUUAUUAUUUCGGGUUCGAAAUAUUUUCAACAACCAAUAUCGGUUGAAAAUAUUCAUUUUGGCCAGAAUGGAUCGGUGAAUGGUAUACGUAUUGGACAACAUUUUAAAUCUUUAGUUCAUUUGAAUGGUGAUGAAAAUAUUGCUGGUCGAAAAACAUUUCAUAAUCUAGUGAUCAAAGGUAACUUGUAUGUUGGUGAUCGUAGAAUUAGUGGCCAUAAUUUAAAUGGUACUAUCGAUAUAAGUGAUGAUGCACCGAUGCAAACUAUUACUAGUCCAUUAUGGUUUACGAAUGUUAUUGUUGAACAUGAUUUUCGUGUUAAAGCUUUAACCAUAAAUCGUACAAUCAAUGGUGUUAAUUAUGAACGAUUUUGGUCGGAUUCAAUACAGAAACCCAUCGGUCAAGGAUAUCCAAUAAUUCAAUUAUAUAAUAAACAUUUUCCUGAUGGUAUCGAUGUUGAAUCGAUACAAAUAAUCAAUGGUACUAUCGAUAGUAUCUAUAUUGAUCGAUUAAUGUAUUGGGCAAUCCUAUUGAAUUCCACGCAAACAAUCGGUUCAUCGUUGUAUUUUAUGAAUGCAACAUUUGAAAAUAUUGAUAAAUUUCGUACGAUUAAUCGUUUGGAUCGAACAUAUUUUGAACAAGUUGUACGAAAAGAUUCGGAUGUUGUACAUAUUUAUUUAGCCGGCGGCGGUGGUAAUCUUGAAUCAAUAUUGGGAAAUUGGAAUGUAACAUAUCUUUCUUUCGUUGAUGAUGGUGGAACCAUUAAUGGUUAUGAUAUUAUCGAUAUUAAUCGUCGUACAUUGAAAAAAUUAUCAAUAAAUGGUUCACAAAAUAUUACUGGUCGUCAUGUUUUUCUUAAACCAUUAUCGAUAAUGAAUCUUAUGUUACCAAUCGAUUUGGUUCGUAUUAAUCAGAUUCCAAUUCGUAAUUAUGUUUGGCUCAAUCAACCAACAUUAAUAUUCAAUACUGAUAUUAUAUUUGAAAAUCUUUAUCAAAUCACAAAUCUUCAUGUUAUUGGUUUAAUUAAUCGUUGUUAUUUUGAUCAUUUGAUUGAAACAUCAAUCAAACGACAAACAUCAAAUGAUAAUCAUAAUGGUGUAAUGUUUAAUUUGACUGGCGAAUAUCAUUUACCAAAAUUAAUUAUUCGUGGUAAUGCAAGAUUUUUAUCCAAAAUUAAUGAUCGUAAUAAUUUUUUAUCAAAUUUGAUUAACGACGAUGGUCAACGACCUGUACGUAGUGAAUUACAUUUUGUUGAAGAUAUAACUGUUGGUCGUAUUUAUAUUAAUAAUCUAAUUAAUCAACGUAAUCUAUCCGUAUUAUUAAUGGAUGCUGUUGUUAUUGAUCGACCACAAGAAAUAACCGGUAGAAAAAUAUUUCGAAAUCCAUUAAAAAUUCAAGGUAAUAUUGAUCAAGCUAAAGGACGUAGAUUAUUGAUAAAUGAUGAUGGUCAUUUUAACCGUCUCAAUUUAACUGAUUUGUUUCGAAAUGUUGUUCGCGUUAAUGAUACAAGAUCAAUUUAUGGAAAUAAAAUCUUUACCGGUAAUAUUACGUUUGGUAGAUCAAUUAAAGUACGAGAAACUUUGAAUGGAAUACGAUUUCCCGAUGAAUUUGUUCUUACCUAUACAAAUGAAACGAUUAACAGUCAAGCAAAUUUUAAUCGUAAAGUUCGAAUUCAUCGAAAUUUAAAUGCACAAUUAAUUAAUCAUAUUAAUGUUACACGAUUCGUUCAUAAUGGCAUCCUAAUUAAUGAUAAUAAUCCACGCCAAGUAUUGUCUACUGUACGAUUUAAACAUCCUAUUCGAAUACGUAACCUUACUGUUUAUCAUCGUAUCAAUGAUAUUCCAGUUGAUGAUCUGAUUUUUAAAUCUUCAUUACCGAAACGCGCUGAUCCAAUACAAAUAACGGGUAAAAAAUUCUUCAAAGAUCCAUUAAUUAUUGAAGGUCGUUUAAAUGUUCGUACAAAUUUAAUUAAUAAUGUUGAUCUUUAUCGUGAUAUUCGUGAUCAAUGGAUUGAUCGACGAACUACUGCAAUGACGAAGAAUCGAUCAAUGAUUAAUGGUAAAUUAAUAUUCGAACAACCGAUUCAAGUUGGAACAAUGCGUAUCAAUCAAACAUUAAAUGGUGUACCUGUUCAAAUGUUUGAAAAACAUUUGCAACAAAUGGAACAUGAUAUUGGUCAUUAUCGUAAUCAAGUUGAACGAUCAUUACGUCAGAUGAAUUAUGAUGAACAAAUGAUUAGUGAAAAUUUUACAUCAAAUUUCGUUAAUGAUAUAAGAUAUUUUCGUUUACAUCAAACAUUACCCGGUGCUAUUCAUAAUUUCUAUCCAAUUACAAUAGAUGGCCAUAAUAUGAUUGCAAUGAUUACUAAUGAUGAUCAUUUAAUUGGUGACGAUCAAUCCAUCCAUACAAAUGCUGAAUGUCAUUCACAUCGAUCCGGUUAUUAUUAUCUUGACCGGCAAUCCGGUUUAUUACGUGAUAGUACUAGAUUUUGGCUUAAUAUUUCAAUUCAAGCUAUUCAAUCAUCAUUAAAUCCACAAUUAUUAAUAUUGAUUAUUUCGAAAUCAUUACCGUGUGAUAAACUUGCUAAUGUUGAACGAUCAUAUCAUGUACAAUUUCUAAAUACAUUUGAAUUUUUAUCAUCAAUGUCAAGCGAUCAAUUGGAUGAAAAUUUAUUGAAAAAAAAUCUGUAUCGAUUACCUGAUAAAAUGGGUCAUCAUAUUCAUUCGGCUCGUUUAUUUACAAUUUUCAAUCAAAAUUAUUUAUUAAUUUAUUAUCGUUGGACAAAAUGGCUCCGAUCAAAACCCGGUGAAAUUCAUCUAUUCAAAUAUAAUGAAAGUUAUUUUGGUGAAAUGCUCAACAACAAUCUGAUUGAACAAGUUUGGCAUUAUGAUCUAUAUGAAUUUUCUGAUACAAUUUUAUUAUCGAUUAUUAUUGGUGGUGAUGGUUCAAAUCAAACAAUGGCCAUUUAUUAUUGGAACAAUCAUUUUGAACAUUUUGAACCAUAUGUUUUACGACCAACCAUUGCAUCAGAUCAUUAUUCUUUUACUCGAAUCAUACCAUUACCUGAACGAUUAUUAAUCCUUUAUUCGAAAUCAUCAAAUAAUUGCCAUAAUCAAAUGUUUGGUACAUCAUCAUCAAAUACAUUCAACAAUAUUGAACUAUAUCAAUUGAUUCGUACAAAUAAUGGAACAUUAUUAUCAUUGGAUCAUUAUCAACAAUUGAAUACGAUGAUCAAAACAAUCCAACAAAUUCAUAUCAUACAAACUGAUCCAUCAUUAACCUAUCUAAUAAUAUCAUCAUCAUCAUCUUUGGUACAAAUAUAUCGAUAUGAUGGUAAUAAAAUUCUAUUUCGAGAAAAAUUGAAAUUUCGUAUACCAAAACCAAUCACUCAAAUCAAUCAUUAUCAGAUUAAUGAUAAUAAUCUUUAUCUAACAAUUGGUUCAAAUCAAUAUUCAGCAAUGAUUCUUUCAGCUGUCAUAUCUGGUCGAUUAUCGAGCAACAGCAAUAACAAUGUAUCGAUCAAUCGUACAAUCGUUUCAUUGCUUUAAUAAUUUUUGUUUAGUUUUUUCUUUCAAGUUUUUUUUAGUUUUGUAAAUCAUGAAUCAAUAAAAUUGUUUAUUUGUUUGUUUUUUA
Molecule: messenger RNA, 6961 nt
Organism: Dermatophagoides pteronyssinus (European house dust mite)
Lineage: Eukaryota; Metazoa; Arthropoda; Arachnida; Sarcoptiformes; Pyroglyphidae
Source: RefSeq, a predicted model, not a curated record